Messenger RNA from Octopus sinensis (East Asian common octopus), 2133 nucleotides. RefSeq lists its product as uncharacterized. The record is from RefSeq and is a predicted model, not a curated record. NCBI's taxonomy places the organism in Eukaryota, Metazoa, Mollusca, Cephalopoda, Octopoda, Octopodidae. The coding region runs from base 264 to 2084 and encodes 606 amino acids. The transcript has a single exon.
UGUGUAUGUGUGUGUAUGCUUGUAUGUGUAUGCAUGUGUGUGUUUGUGUGUGUGUGUGUGAGAGAGAGAGAGAGAGUGGGUGAUUUGGCAGCGAAGGAAGAGAGCGGUGGGUGUGGAGGUAUAUCUGUAAGAGUUAAAAACAAUAGAGCGAGUUUUAUAGACACAACUCGCCUCACCACUUUCUAAACGGAUUCUACUGGAGAGGAAGAAGAAGGAGAAUUCACUCCUGCUUUCCGGACAGCAUCCGAAAAAACAAGCCCAAGAUGUUUGUUUGUUGGAAAAGCAUCUUCUUUUUAUUUCUCUGUCUAAAAUAUUUGUUAGCAGAAACUUCCGAAUUGAUUUUCGAAGCCGAGAAACAGCCUGGAAAUCUGAAAGUCCACAGUCGAUCAAAUGCUUCUAAUAAGAAAGUUGUUUAUUUAUUACCAGGGAAAACUCUUCGUUUGGAUUUAUGUAUAGCAAACAAUUCCUCACUUCGGAUGAUGGGAUUUCGAUAUUCAAUCGACGGCAAAGCAACUGUUGUUCUUGUUAACAUUGAUAACCAACAACUGCAGUCGUUCUCAAUAUCAGGCCAUUCCAAAGGUGGCGAGCUAUGGAAUGUAUUUCGGGACUCAGGACCUGCCAGAAAACCUUUAUUUUUAUCAGAAGGAAUUCAUUUUUUGGAUAUUCAUAUAAAUUCGAACGAGACUCAAGGAAUUGAAAUCGAUCAUUUGACCAUCAUGACGGACAAUCCUUACAUUUCUGAAGACUUGAUGUCAUGCAGAUUAAGCUGUUUUCAUGAACUGGAUAAAGCAGAACCCGUGAAGAAAGAUCAUACUCGUAGGUCUGAUCUGGUAACGUUAAUCCAGCGAAGUUUCCCCACCAAAUGUGCUGAACAGGACAACAUUGAUAUUGCUUUCAUUCAUGCAUCGGUAAAGAAAUAUCGCGUCACUCCGUCCUACCCUCGAUUCGACAGCAUGCUCAACAAUCGCGGGGCAAUGUUCAAGGAUUGUUUCAGUAUCUCUCAGUCACAGCUUUGGCUGUUAAAAGGUAAACCACUCGAUCCCGAACAUAACGUUGUGAUGAACAUCAACUCAUUUGUGUUAAAACUAACAAAAUCAAGGCUCUACAAAUUUAUAAUAUUCUUCCCGUUGAAAGGUAAGAUGAGUGGCGUGAUCGAUGCUGAUAUCGGAUCGAAUUUUACUGUAAAACUAAAGAAAAUUUCUCGACCACUUUAUAUAAAUAUGACUUAUAAUGGUAGAAAUAGCAAACUUUCGGAAUUACAACACAGGAAAUUUUCUCCACGAACACUGAAAGGAGUUUGGUCUAUUCCAGAUUUCACAUGGUCCGAAAGUAAUAUAAAUGCCAUAUUUCUGAUCUUGGUUUCGGAUGAAGACCAACUUGUUAUUAUUGACGAAAUUAGUUUAGUUAGGCGACCAGAACGAGGAGAGACGGUGAAGCCGUUGUAUCAAAGUCUCAACACAAUAUUAGAGGGCGUCAAUGUCGAUUUUUGGUGGCGGCGACCGAAAACUAUGAGUGUCAUUCUGGAAGGCACUAAAUUCGAUAAUAUCGAUUUCAUUCGAUUGAGCAAACGUGUCCUGGGAUCAAGUGACACAUCGCAAGUGUUUGUCCUUUAUCAAGAUGGCAAUGCACGGACUCUUCCACCGUUACUUCAUGGUGUUGACUGGUUACCUUUCGGUUCAUCUGUAAUUCUUGGGCCAACAAAUUUGUCUAGUUUUCGACCAUUCGCAGACAUUGAAGUUUUCAAGAUUGUCCGAGUUGAACCAACUUUAAUCGCAGUCAUUCAAUAUUAUGAUAAUUCAUCAGCUAAUAUUGAAGUUAUCAGCAAUCGAACACAAACUCAGAUAUUAGUCUAUAAUAUAUCCAUGGCCAGCGUUUCGACAUUUUUACCAUUUAUUAGGUUUCGUUCCAUGUGGAUCAAAGACGGUCUUUCUGACGUUGACCAUAUCAAGAUUGACGGAGAUAAGGGUUUACACAUUUUGUCAACGUGGAGAAUUCUUCGCGCUAGAAAUGUACGCUUUUAUCGUUCUUGUGAGUCGAAACAUUUGUCUAUGUCCCCUAAUAUAAAAAUCGAAAUACUGAAAUAACAUACUGCUUCUUUAUAACAAAGGAAUAUAUAUAUAUAUAUAUAAUAAG